AUGAUUCCUGAAUAAUAAUAGGGAAUAACAGAGGAGGAGAAAGAACUCAUCCUCAUUGAAGAAUUGUCUUAAAAAUUGGAAGGCUUGUAUAAGGACAUGGAAUAAAUAAGGAGAGAGAAUCUGUUAUUUGAAUCUUAUAUUAUGCGAAACUCCAAAGAUUUACAGAGAGAAGACGAAGCUGAAGACAAAAAUAAGAAAACUAGAAAGAAAAAUUAACCAGUUGAUAAAAAAACAAUGUAAUUGACCAAUGAAGAAAAAUACGAAAUUGCUCAAUUUGAGAGUGACACUCUCAAGAAGAAUAUUGAAGAAGGCAGAAUCAGAUCAGAUUAAAUCUUAGAAACAUUGAGAGCAAUAUUGGAAGAAACAGAUAAAGCUAUUACUGAAAUUAGAAAGGAUGCCUUUGAUUUCCAAAGAGAAAUAUUGUUUGCAGGUGAAAAUACUAGGACUGGUAAAAUAGAGGCAGAGAGAAUAGAAAAGUAUUUUAAAGAGAAAUUAGCAUAAAAAGAUGCUUAAAUUGAAAAAUAUAAAUAAAAAAAAGCCAAUAUAGAAUAAUAAAUUACUAAAACUAGCAAUUAAAUUUAAAAGAAAGAAGAAAUGGGAGAUGAUUUAAAGUUUAUUGACUUUCAUCAAUUAUAAAUUGAAAAUAAAAAGUAUGUUAAGUAAAUAGAUGAGAAGAAUAAGAAAUUACUUGGAUUAAAAAUAGCCACUGGUAAAAUAUCCUCAGUGUUAAUCGAGGAAAGAAAUCAACUCUAAAAUGAAAUAGAUCAAUGCAAUACACUGAUAUAAGAAAUCGAUGACAAAAACAAAAAAAUAGCUAAAACUCAAGAGCAAACAAAAAAAGUCAAAACUUAAAUAGCUUCCUUAACUGAAAAGAAGAAAAAAUUUGCAAUCCAACUUGAAUAAGUGAAUAAUGCAACCAAUGAAGACAUCCCUAAGGCCAUGACAUACGUUUUGCAGAAAAGAAAAGAAGAAGAAUUAGUCUAUAAGAUUAGAAAUACUAAUCGUAAAAUAGAAAUAGCAGAAUUGGCCUAUCAAAAAGCAUGUAAAUCAUUAGGUCUGAACCCAAUAUAAUAAUGA
Paramecium tetraurelia is the source of this 1077-nucleotide messenger RNA. RefSeq lists its product as uncharacterized. The record is from RefSeq and is a predicted model, not a curated record. Gene Ontology annotation, cellular component: ciliary basal body; axoneme. Gene Ontology annotation, biological process: cilium assembly. The transcript is spliced from 5 exons. NCBI's taxonomy places the organism in Eukaryota, Ciliophora, Oligohymenophorea, Peniculida, Parameciidae.